UUAGGUUGUUUGUGUGCCAGUUUUUUUGUUUAUGAAAUAAUACGUGACCCCAAAACAAUGUAUAUUUAUGAAUUACCUUACGAUAUAAAUAAGGAACUAUGCAGACUUCUAGACAACGAUGAAGAUUGGAAGGAGCUAGCGGAUCAUAUGGGGUAUAAAGCAUUUGAUGUGAACGAAAUACAGCAGAUAGCCAAACGCCAGGAAAUAUCUCCAACGGGACAGUUACUGACGCAAUGGUCUCAGCUGAAUCAUAAAGUAGAGGAACUAUUCAUGCUGUUGUACCGUAUGAAAUAUAUAACAGCUCUGAGAUGCCUUAAACCGGUUGUGGAUAAACCAUUUCAUAGGCUCUUGCAAAAACAUGACAGCAAGACUUUGAAAGAGAGACAUUCGCUAUCUUAUGAUGAAAAUUUGAAUAAGCAAAAAACACAAAAAGUCAAUGGAAGUGAAUUUUCUAUACCUCUACCUGUGAUGCUGUAUGAAGAGCGACACCAACUUCCAACUCGAAGUGACAACAAUGUGGUGACGACUCAAACAGAAAGUUCAAAUACGGAGAGUACAAAGAAUACUUCAUCAACGCAUGGUAAACCGGACAAAUUCAAUGACGAAUUCCUCAGGAACGUUUCAGCAAUUCCAUUGCUCAAAUACGAGGAUCUGAGAGAGGCCACUAAAAACUGGAGCGAAAGUAAUCUUCUAGGAAAAGGAGGAUUCGGACAAGUUUUUAAAGGCGAAUGGAAGCUGUCGCUAGUUGCAGUGAAGAAACUCAGCAGCAAUGACGCGCAGAACAAGGAGUUGAUCGGGGAGAUGUGCCUGAACCAGUACCGGCAUGACAACAUCCUGCCUCUAUACGGUUACAGUUUAGGAGGUCCAGAAGCCUGUCUAGUAUAUCAGUUUAUGGCUGGCGGGUCACUGGAACAAAGGUUGCGGCAUAAAUCAGCACAUCCCCCUCUCACGUGGUUACAAAGGUACUGGAUAGCACAUGGUGUUGCCAGAGGUCUUCAGUACUUACAUACAAUGGUCGGCACACCUCUCAUACACGGCGAUAUCAAGCCAGCCAAUAUACUACUGGACCAAUGUACGAAGCCCAAAAUAGGGGACUUCGGACUCGCUAGGAAGGGGCCGUACGGAGAAGACCGGACGCAUUUAAAAGUUUCCAGAGUACACGGCACGCGUCCAUAUUUACCCGACGAGUAUCUCCGUUCCCGAUGUCUAUCGCCAGCCGUUGAUGUAUUCAGCUAUGGCGUGGUUAUGAUAGAAAUGGCUACAACCCUGCCGGCUCUAGAUCGUUCUAGAUCAGUUUCGUUACUGAGCGAUUAUACCCACCAAUUGGCAAGAGAGGGCGUUGAUUUUGCAUCUCUAGAAGACCGAAGCCUACAGGCUAUACAGAAUUCGAACCCGCAACUGUGUAGAGAGUUUGUAUCCAUCGGGCUACAUUGCACUAAAUACAUGAGACAGGAGAGACCGACUAUGUUCGAUGUAUACAAAACUCUGGAUGCUAUAGACUUGCCAGGAAAGAAUUUUACUUAGCAAUUAUAUAAACGCCUUUAAUACCUCAAAAGGUAAUUUAAUAUUACCGGGUAUGAGAAUGUAUCCCCGUUCGCCCUAACCUACCCGUGACGUAGAGAACUGAACGGUAUUUUAAUUUAUUCACGACUGUCCCCACAACUUUAUUCAGUUUAUCAACGGUUGUCCCUAUUACCGUGAUAAAAAAGUUCUCAUAAAUAACUAAAAGCGUACAUUGUAUAAAAUAUGGGAGACAGGAAACAAAAUUGUUUUUUGAUGGUACAAAAUAGCUCUUUAGAAUUCUAUGUUGUAUAUCUAAAAGGCUCUAUAAACCUCUAAACGAAAUUAAAUCUGACCUUAUAUGAGAUUGGCCACACUUUAUUAAGUUUAUUAGCGGUUGUCCCAAUUACAGUGAUAAAAACCACCUAGGUAUAUAUUAAGACACCUAUGUUGUAUAAUAUGUAUGACAGGAAACACCCAUGUUUUUGGACGGUAUAAAAUAACUCUUUAGAAUUUUAUGUUGUAAAUCUAAAAGGUUGCCCCCGUUACAGUGAUAAAAACCACAUACGUUACGUGUACGUACGACACGUACGUUUUAUAUAAUAUGUGUGAAGGGAAAGAUCGACGAUUUUUGACAUGUAUAAAACUUUGUGCAUUCAAAUUAUACGUAAUAAAUCUAAAAAGGCUCUUUACACCUAUAGGAGAAAUUAAAUCUUGCCUGAUUCGCGUUGUCCCUUUAAUUUGAAAUGAAAAUGAAAAUGAAAUGAAAUUUGAAAUGAAAAUUUAUUUGUUCACA
This is a messenger RNA of Pararge aegeria (speckled wood butterfly), 2296 nucleotides long. RefSeq names its product serine/threonine-protein kinase pelle (gene pll). Lineage: Eukaryota; Metazoa; Arthropoda; Insecta; Lepidoptera; Nymphalidae. Gene Ontology annotation, biological process: signal transduction; protein phosphorylation. The record is from RefSeq and is a predicted model, not a curated record. The coding region runs from base 58 to 1524 and encodes 488 amino acids. Gene Ontology annotation, molecular function: ATP binding; protein kinase activity; protein binding. The transcript is spliced from 10 exons.